GUUCUUUCCUGUUAGAAACUGAAAGUAAAUUCGACAACUUUUCUCUCUUUCUGUGGCUUCACCCAGGUUGUUCGACUUGCAAGACAGCAGGAGAAAUGAUUGAUAUGGGACCAGACCAGUCCUCUUCAGGAUUGUGAGGCCUCCUCUCUGAGAGUUAUAAUGAGUUAUCAUCAGGGGGCUGAGGGUGGAGCCAUCACGAAAGAAAGACAUAGAGAUGGAUCACCAAACAAGGAUCUUGAUGAGACCGUGAACCCUGAUAUGAGGGGCUCUCCAGAGACAGAAGAGUCCAUUUCCUCUGGUAAUCUAUCAAUGAAGAGUGGCGAAUCCAUGGAUAUUCCUAUUAGUUUCAAAGGAGGGGUCUCUCUACGAAACAAAGGGCCAGUAGAGGUACCUUGUGAUAUCUGCUCUGAGGUCCAAGCUGUGAAGUUCUGUCUGACCUGCAGUGUGUCCUACUGUGAGACCCACAUCAGACAGCACUAUACAAUAGCAGCACUGCAGAGACACACACUGGUGGAUGUGACUGGAGACCAGGUGCAGAAACUCUGCCAACAUGACUACAGUCCUCUGGAGGUGUUCUGCAGGACAUACCAGAUGAUGAUCUGUAGUCAGUGUGCAGAGACAAUCCACAAAGGACAUGAUACCACCAUCCAUGAGAAAAAGAAAGCUGGAACACAGACCAAGAGUUGUGAUGGAGACCAAGACCAAACACUUACCUCAUAUGAUGUGCCGCAACCUCCUGGUGAGAUCCAGUUCUCGUCACUGACGUCAGACUCUGUGUCUCUGAACUGGGGUUCUCCUGAGGGUCUGACCGGACCACAGAAGUUCAGAGUAACCUGGGAACGUGAAGGAGAAAAGCGCAAACUAAGAGUGAAAGAUCUGCAUAAAGUUGAAAUAAGUGGACUUAAACCUGGUGAAAAGUACAAGUUCAACGUUUCCACAGAAGGAGAAGAUGGAAAACAAAGCAGAUGUGUCUCUGCAUCUAUAUUCACAGUGGUCCAAGCCCCUAUGGACUUAACAAUAGAAAAGUUGCAAACCACCUCCCUGGACCUUUGCUGGUCCAAGGCUCAAGGAAUGGAGGGAAUCCCACAACACUUCCUCAUAUCCUACUGCAGCCCAGGAACAGAAACUCAGGCAGCCUACACUGAGAACUGCUACAAGACACUCUCUGACCUACGACCUGGUAGUCAGUACACCAUCAGUGUCUCAACUGUGCUGAACAAUGGGGAAGAGAGUGAACCUGUCUCUACAGCUAUUUACACUAUUAUCCCUGCCCCAGUAGGGCUGAAUGUGUACUUAGUGGACACCACAUCAGCUGCUGUUAGCUGGAACCAGCCACCAGGAUUGGACCAAACCCAACAUCAUUACCAGAUCUCCUACCGCUGUCCAGGGACAGAACCACACAUCGCUACCACAUCUUCACACAGCAUCACUCUCUCUGACCUGCAAGGUGGUACUCAGUACUCUGUCACUGUCUGUACUGUGCUGGAAAAUGGAAGUAAAAGUCUACUGGUGUCAACAACCUUCACCACAGGUUACACUUGGCUUUCGAUGUUGUGGACUCCAGUCCCUUUCCGCCUGCCUUUUAUAGGCCAGCAGUCAGUACUUCCUGCUCCAGACCAGCUGACUGUUGACUCAGUGGACACCACAUCAGCUGCUGUUAGCUGGAACCAGCCACCAGGAUUGGACCAAACCCAACAUCAUUACCAGAUCUCCUACCACUGUCCAGGGACAGAACCACACAUCACUACCACAUCUACACACAGCAUCACUCUCUCUGACCUGCAAGGUGGUACUCAGUACUCUGUCACUGUCUGCACUGUGCUGGAAAAUGGAAUGCAAAGUCAACUGGUUUCAACAACCCUCACCACAGUACUUCCUGCUCCAGACCAGCUGACUGUUGACUCAUUGGACACCACAUCAGCUGCUGUUAGCUGGAGCCAGUCACCAGGAUUGGACCAAACCCAACAUCAGUACCAGAUCUCCUACCACUGUCCAGGGACAGAACCACACAUCACUACCACAUCUUCACACAGCAUCACUCUCUCUGACCUGCAAUGUGGUACUCAGUACUCUGUUACUGUCUGCACUGUGCUGGAAAAUGGAAAGCAAAGUCAACUGGUGUCAACAACCCUCAAAACAAUACUUCCUGCUCCAGACCAGCUAACUGUUGACUCAGUGGACACCACAUCAGCUGCUGUUAGCUGGAACCAGCCACCAGGAUUGGACCAAACCCAACAUCAUUACCAGAUCUCCUACCACUGUCCAGGGACAGAACCACACAUCACUACCACGUCUUCACACAGCAUCACUCUCUCUGAGCUGCAAGGUGGUACUCAGUACUCUGUCACUGUCUGCACUGUGCUGGAAAAUGGAAAGCAAAGUCAACUGGUGUCAACAACCCUCACCACAGUACUUCCUGCUCCAGACCAGCUGACUGUUGACUCAGUGGACACCACAUCAGCUGCUGUUAGCUGGAGUCAGCCACCAGGAUUGGACCAAACCCAACAUCAUUACCAGAUAUCCUACCACUGUCCAGGGACAGAACCACACAUCACUACCACAUCUUCACACAGCAUCACUCUCUCUGACCUGAAACCUGCUACUCAGUACUCUGUCAGUGUCUGCACUGUGCUGGAAAAUGGAAAGCAAAGUCAACUGCUGUUAUCAACCCUCACCACAGUACUUCCUGCUCCAGACCAGCUGACUGUUGACUCAGUGGACACCACAUCAGCUGCUGUUAGCUGGAGUCAGCCACCAGGAUUGGACCAAACCCAACAUCAUUACCAGAUCUCCUACCACUGUCCAGGGACAGAACCACACAUCACUAUCACAUCUUCACCCAGCAUCACUCUCCAUGACCUGAAACCUGCUACUCAGUACUCUGUCAGUGUCUGCACUGUGCUGGAAAAUGGAUGGCAAAGUCAACUGCUGUCAACAACCCUCACCACAGUACUUCCUGCUCCAGACCAGCUGACUGUUGACUCAGUGGACAUCACAUCAGCUGCUGUUAGCUGGAACCAGCCACCAGGAUUGAACCAAACCCAACAUCAUUACCAGAUCUCCUACCGCUGUCCAGGGACAGAACCACACAUCACUACCACAUCUACACACAGCAUCACUCUCUCUGACCUGCAAGGUGGUACUCAGUACUCUGUCACUGUCUGCACUGUGCUGGAAAAUGGAAAGCAAAGUCAACUGGUGUCAACAACCCUCACCACAGGAUCCUGUCUCAAGGAGCUGUUGUCCAAGGCUGGACUAGAAGAUCAUUAUGAAAACAAGCUGAUGUUAAGUACUGUCCUUGAGAUAAAUGCUGAUACUACAUCAGAUGAACCUCUUACCACUAUGCAGUCACUUCCAGGGGCCUUCCUGAAGAAAUUAAUGAUGGCAAAUCUGAAUGCAAGGAGUGUUAAAUGUCUGACCACUGACCAUGAGGUUUCCUAUUGUGGUGUAGACAACCUGGACACUGACUCUGAUACUAGUAAUGUCAUUAAUCCACUAGACCUGAUCACUGCCCUGUUUCUGUGUUCAGAUGGUUUCCUGCAGCAGGAGAUGGUCCAGAAAAUGUCCAUCUGUCAGUUUGCUGUUCCUCUGCUGCUGCCCAACUGUGACACAGAACAAAGCACUUUGAUGCUGUGGGCCUUGAGGGACAUAGUGAGGAAGUUUAGACCCUCUUCACAAGUAGACACCAAGUCCUUCAUAGAGGAGAGAAUUGUACUCUCUGAUAUUCCCAUGGUGUCCUUUGUUAGGAUAGGAGAGAGCAACUUGUCCAAGUCUAAUAUGUUGAACAAACUGCUAAGUAAUCCUGACACAUUUGUCCAUCGUGAUAUGGACUGUGGUGAUGUACCUCGGAAGAUUUCAAAUGGUCUAGUUGAAAUCAGCUGGUACCUCCCAUGUGGGAAAAGAAACAUAGACAGGUUCACCAAGCCUGUGGCUUUUGCCAAUCUGAGAGGAGACAUCAGGUCCUUUAAAACACAGUUUUCCUUUCUGUGUCAAACAUCAGCAGCAAUUUACGUGUUUAGUGAUGAAUUAGAGGCUGAUUCUGAGGUUUUGAAAGACAUAAACACAGAGUUAUUUCUGGUUGUUAACUCUCAGAGAAAAACCUUCACAGGAGACAAAGUAACACAUGUAAUAGAAAAGAAGGGGAGGAACGAAGCAGCAUUUGUAAAAACCCUGCAGUCAUCUGUGGGUGAUGUAAUUGAAAAUUGCCAAAACAAAUUGCCAAUUGAAAAAAUGGAUGUUAUUGCUCGUCAGAGUGGGAUUCUGGUUGAUGAAGACAAUGAUGAGUGUCAGAGUGCCAGGAAGAUGGCAGAUAAAAUCACCAGCAACAUCACAGACACAAUUAAAUUCAAAGACAAACAACUACCCUUACAAGGGCAAGUCUGGAAAGAGAUUUCCCAGUUGGAGAAAGAGAGGUGUAGGCUGAGAAAACAAGGGGAUCAAGACAUUGAACACUACAGGAGCUCUCUGAAGAAAAAGGAAAUAAAACUCAGAGAAAAGCAACAAAGCUUUGAGAUGACAGAGGCAAUGACACAUUUUCUAAUUGGCAUGUCAAGUUCAGAAGUGGAGCGAUCCUAUUUCAUCAAAUGGAUGCGGAUAUAUUUGGACAAUAUGUCACGGAAGAAUCUGUCUGGUUUACGAGAAAAGUAUAAAAUGCUCCAGAAAAAAGAAUCUGCAGAUAAAAAAGACAUUACAGAGUUGGAUAGGCAAAUAUCUGACGGUUCCCUGGGACGUGAACACUUCCUACGUGAGUUGGGCCAGUUAUAUGAAGCUGCCUGCUCCCUCCCUGAAGACAGCCCUCAAAGGAAACAGAUGGAGCAUCUCCCUGGAUUGUGUGCUCAGAUGCUGUUGGAUGGUUUCCCCAUUGAGCUUGUGGAUGGAGAUGCAUCAAAUAUCCCUCUGAAAUGGAUAUCAGCUGUUCUGACUCGGCUGCAUAAUCUUGUGGACUCUAACAGCAAGAUUCGUGUUGUGACAGUUUUAGGGGUUCAAAGCACUGGGAAGUCCACUCUCCUCAACACCAUGUUUGGGGCCCAGUUUGCUGUCAGCAGUGGAAGAUGCACCAGAGGGGCCUUCAUGCUACUGAUUAAAGUCAACAAAGACCUCAAGGAGGAAUUGAAAUGUGACUUCAUCAUGGUGAUUGACACAGAGGGGUUGAAAUCACCAGAGUUGGCCCAACUAGAUCAUAGCUAUGAACAUGACAAUGAACUGGCAACACUGGUGAUAGGACUCAGUGAUGUCACUAUCAUCAACAUGUCCAUGGAGAACUCCACAGAGAUGAAAGACAUUCUACAGAUUGUUGUUCAUGCUUUUAUCAGGAUGAAGGAAGUGGGGAAGAAGCCGAUAUGUCAUUUUGUGCACCAGAAUGUGUCAGACAUGUCUGCUCAUGACAACAACAUGAGGGACAGAAAUAAGUUCUUGGAACAGUUGAAUGAAAUGACCCAGGCAGCAGCCAGAAUGGAGAAGAAGGAGAAUAUCACCAAGUUCACUGAUGUGAUGGAGUAUGAUCCAGACACAAGCAGCUGCUACAUCCCAGGACUCUGGCAUGGGACUCCCCCUAUGGCUCCAGUCAAUGCUGGCUACAGUGAGGCUGUGUAUGAUUUAAAAAAGAGCUUGAUGAAAGAUUUUAGAAUAUGCCCAAAAAAUGAUGAUUUGACACAUUUCAUGAAGUGGACACAAAGCUUGUGGGAGUCUGUUAAAUUUGAGAACUUCAUUUUCAGUUUCAAAAACAGCUUGGUUGCAGAUGCAUACGCCAGAUUGUGCUCUGAGUACAAUGGUUGGGAACGGGCCUUCCAGAAGGAGAUGUACAACUGGAUGAUUGGUGCUGAAACCAACAUUUCAAAUUUUGGCAUGACAGUUCUUAAUCACCAGAUCACCAUAAGAGAUGUGCUAAAAGACUUGAUGGCAGAAGCAUCCAAGAAGCUUGCAGAGGGAGAAAAGGAAAUCCAAGACAAUCUAGUAAAAUACUUUGAAAAGCAAGAUGGCCAUGUCAAUCUGGUGGAAAAAUACAGGGAAGGCUUUGUGUCCAGUGCCAAAACACUGAGACGAGAGACAGAAAACACAAUCAGUAACACUUUACAUGGAGCUGUUGAAAUCAAAGAGGGAAUGGCCCAACUGGAUGACAUCAAGAGUUCUCAGGCAAAUACAAUGGAGAAGAUGGUGCUGGCUUUGCUACAAACCUGUAAACAGAAUAAAUCUGAUUUAUCAGAACAGGUCCUCAUAAAAGAGUUUGAAAGAAUGUGGAAGAAAACUCUGUCUGAUAUCAAAUUCAGAGGACUCCCAAGAAGACAUGUUGCUCAGGAUGCCUUCAGCAUUUUACAAGACCAUUUAUCUACGAGGUCGGGUUAUGUCCAAAGUUUGUUGCAUGGAAAAAGUUUGGGUGACUGUGGCAAGAACCCAUUUGUUGUAGAGUCAGGGGAUCUGUGGCAGAAGACUAAGGACAUCGUGAGGUUAUGGAAUAGAGAUGACAGGAAGAAACCACAAGACUUCUGUGAUGACAUCAUAACACAGUGUCAGGAGUUUAUAACACAGAAGGUGGGAAGCAAAACAGAUUACCAUGAUACUUACAUCAAAGAGCUGCUUGAAAUAAUUGAUCAAACAUUGCAACAAAACAAGAAACGUAAAGUUUCUGAGGAAUGUGAGAUUAAACUGAAGCUGCACAUCUGUGGCAGAGCAGUGAGAACAUUUCAAAAGAAGCAUGAUGAUUUAAUUACAGUCAACGACCCCCGGAAAUGUCUGGAACAGUCUAAGAACAAGUACCUUACUGAUUUCAAAUACUUAUUUAAUAACCGAGACCAGUGCCAAAAGAAAGCUGAGGAGUUCUCAAAGCUCUGUUUGCAGCCAGCUGUACAGGACUAUGUGACCAAAAUGAUUGGUCCUGAUGUGGUUGAUGAAGUGAAGACGGGUGAAGGGUCAGAGGAUUACAGCACACGGACGUCCUUCCAGUUCUCCAUUUUGAAACAACUCCUGACAGAUGGAAAAUAUGAUAAAUAUAAAAGGUACAUAAACCAUAAUGAAAAGUUUGUGAAGGACUGGCUGUUUGACCAGAUUGUCCAACAACUGUCAAAGGAGAACAGUCUGGAAAAGUUGGAGAAGAAACAUCUUUCAGAGAUAGUCAAAAUAAUUACUGAUACAAUUUCUAACAUCAGAAAAUCACAUAGCACUGUAAAAGAUAUCAAUACUUUCAUUCAGAACAUCUGCAGUGCCCUUGGAAAGAAGCUCGUCUACCCCAAGGAUGGUCUGGAUUUGAUCAUGACUCUGAACUACUCUGAAAAUACAGAACAGUUUGCUGACUACCUAACAAAUUAUGUGAGAGAAAUGGAGCUGUCACUGGUAGCUGAGUACAACAAGGGAGGAGACAUCAAAGAGAGACUCGGAUCUCUGCCAUUCAAGCCUCAGGACAAGAUGUUCACCAGUCUGUUUGGCUGUGGGGAAGUAUGUCCCUUCUGCAGUGCACCCUGUGAAGCAGGAAGUAAGGAACAUACCAAACACUUUACCUUCAUUCACCGUCCACAGGGUGUCGAUGGCUGGAGGAAGACGGAUACAAAUGUGUUACUAACUGACAUAUGUUCCUCCAAAGUGAAUAGUGACAAAAAAUUCAGGACCUCCCUGACAGGAGACAAACCUCACCCCUACAAGGACUACCAGACAUAUUACCCUGACUGGAUCAUAACUGGAGAUUCCAGUAUGGAGGCUUCAGACUACUGGAAGUAUGUGAUGGCCACAUUCAAUGAGAGAAUCGCUGAAGACAGAGGAGACUCAACACUUCCUGCUGAUAUCCCAGAGGACUGGAAGGCAUUAACAAGUGAUGAUGCAAUGAAGGGCUUGAAGGGCUCAUUCAACAUGAAAGAUUAGUUUCUAGUUUUCGACAUUCAACGAUUUAAAGAUGUCAGACAUGAGAACCAGAAAUAACUAAUGACAUUGAUAUAUCACAGAAUCAAACAUGAGGAAAUAAUGUGCAGAAUGGGCAAAACCCAAUGCAAUUCUGAAAAGAAGAACUGCAGCAUGACAGUCAUAUUUUCAAAUACAUUGAUAAAUGAUAUGAAUUCUUGGCAAUUUACAGAUCUGAUGUUCCAUAACGAAACAGCUAAAACUGAGUUUUAUGGGAAAUUAAUACAAUAUUAUAAUCAAUACAAAAUUCAAAUCUUGAUGAUGUUAACAAAGAGAUUUGAGCAAAUUCAGAAAUCAGACAAAAUGUAAGAGAAGUGAUCAUGAACACCAGCAGGUUAACCAACAUGAUUUUUGUGACUUGAUAAUGUCCAUAAAUAAACAAACACAAUACACAGGUAACUAAGAAGCUAGUCUGACAUUGUUCAUUUAGUUUCAAUAAUAAUAAUUAUAUUUCUCUCAUGUACUUACCAUCCAACCAAUGGCUUGAUAUGCCUUAAUCACAGAUCAAUGAUUAUGACGGGCUGGAUGGUUCAGUGGUGAACGAUUGGCUUGGCCUUUGUUUUUGUUAUUUGACCUUUUACCUCUUGAUGUCAUUUUUUAUUUAGAGAAUAAUAUGUUGUUUCAUAUACAGGUUUUACACAUUUACUGGUCUUUAAAAAAUUUUUACUUCAACAAGAAUCAUUGCUAAGUAGACUUAAAAGAUAAUGUUUUUAAUGGAUCACACCUUCAAAUAGUGAUUUGUUCAAUGACUUCAUUGCUUUGAAGACGUUAGUUUGGAUACAGUGUAAUUCAUAAUCAGUGACCAUCAGUAAUGUAACUUCAUUAAUACUCUUCAGGUAUGCUUGAUGUAUGUAGUAAGUUUUGAAGUAAUGCUUAGAGACCAUCAGUAAUGUAACUUAAUUCAUUCUAUUCAGUUGUGCUUGAGGUAUAUAGUAUGUUUUGAGGUCCUGCACUGUGACUGUUGUUUUGGAUGCUAAUGAUUAUAAUGGUAUUGAUGAUGCUGUUUGCAUUUAUUUGUGAUGAUGAUGUUUGUUGAUGAUGGUGAUUUAUAAAUAUGGCAGUUGAUGAAGAUUGUUGAUUAUUUUGUUUUUGUAGUUGAUGAUGAUGAUGGUGUGAGAUUAAACUCUCUAAGGCCUGCAGGAAAUGGCUUUCAGUUGGCAAAACUAUCAGCAUGAUGAAGACCAAAAAAGUUUCAUUGUAUUUAACAAAUAUUGAUAUUGUUUAUGAUCUCUUACAAAUGUUAUUUUUCAUUGCAGUGAACAUCCACACACAGUAUAUUUACUGUAGUUUGUAGACAUAUUGUUGACAUUGAAAGUAAAAAAAAACUUUCCAUUUUGUAUUAUCUUGUUAUUAGAUGAUAAUGAAUAAAAACCAAAUCAUUAAAAACAUUAUUUGGAUUAAAACAU
This is a messenger RNA of Oncorhynchus mykiss (rainbow trout), 9290 nucleotides long. The record is from RefSeq and is a predicted model, not a curated record. NCBI's taxonomy places the organism in Eukaryota, Metazoa, Chordata, Actinopteri, Salmoniformes, Salmonidae.